Messenger RNA from Schistocerca nitens (vagrant locust), 5089 nucleotides. RefSeq names its product toll-like receptor 4. Gene Ontology annotation, cellular component: membrane. The record is from RefSeq and is a predicted model, not a curated record. Gene Ontology annotation, biological process: inflammatory response; immune response; toll-like receptor signaling pathway. The coding region runs from base 15 to 2192 and encodes 725 amino acids. Lineage: Eukaryota; Metazoa; Arthropoda; Insecta; Orthoptera; Acrididae. Gene Ontology annotation, molecular function: transmembrane signaling receptor activity; protein binding. The transcript has 6 exons.
GCCGCAGUGUGGAGAUGCGCGCCGCGAGUCGGGCGCUGCUUCUGCAGCUGCUUCUGCUGCGGCUGGCCGCGGCGGCUGCUCAGGAGGCCGACUACGACUACGUCUACGACGUGUCGCAGCAUCAGAACUGCGUGCCGUUAGGCUCCCGCACGGUGGAGAUUCGGUGCAAGUUAGAAGAAGAUAGCGUGGCCGUGUGCCGCGGUCGAGAUUGGGAGGAAUCAGACGACGUUCCGAAGCUGCGCAUAGGCCUCCGCGACGCCGGUGCCGUCUCCUGCGCCUUUCUGUUGACAAUCGAGAGGGGCAGCUACCCAAUCUGUUACGAGCGUCUCAGCUUCCGCAACUUCACCGUUGGCUGGGCUGAAGUUUACUCUGAUGACGCUUCAGAGGACUGGAAGCUCGUGGUCGACGUAAACCUGUUGUCUGUUAUUGGGGCCAUGAAACAACUGGAAUACGACAGCUCAUUCGAUGAGUUCUGGAAUUUCACAAACGCAGAGUUCAGUGCUGAGAGCGGCUUCCUGACCGCAGUCACUUUCAAUGAAAAGGUGGUCAAGCCGCGGCCCUGUCUCAUAUCGCUGGGUAACAUCCACAAUUUGGGCGGUACCAGUGUCGAGGAACUGAGUCUUUAUAACAACAAGGUCAGCCCCACAAGUCUCACGUUUGGACCAAUGCCAAAGCUAAGGAUACUGCGUCUUGUCCACUGUUCUUUAUUGGAUUUUCCGGAUGAUGCGCACAUCCAGAUGCCGGCGCUGGAAGAACUGGACCUGGCAGACAACACGCUGUUGACGGUACCGGCGGCCAUUGCGGGUAUGAAGAAGCUGAAAACGCUGAACCUGUCCAGGUCGCGCGUCCAGCGGCUCGCGGGCCAGCUGCUGCAUCUUCCGCAGCUGAAGGAACUCACGCUCCGCAACACGUUCCUGUGCUGCCUGCACCAAGAGCAGGACGCCUUCCAGGGGGUCCCGAAUCUGGUGUUCCUUGACAUCUCGCAGAACCAGCUGACCUCCCUGGGAGCGGCACUGCGUGGACUCCACCAGCUGCAAGUCCUCGACGCCUCAGACAACCAGCUGACCGAAUACCCGGAGCUGCAGCUCCAGAGCCAGGCGGCGCUGAGUUUUGCUCACAACCGCCUUAGCACUAUACCACACUGCAGCCAGUUUGGAAGUAGCAGCAGCCAUCUGGCGUUGGACCUACACGACAACCAAAUAUCUCACUGGGAUGGAGGUCCUAACAUCCUGAGGUGCGUGGAUUCGCUGAACCUAGCGAACAACUCGCUGGCGAAUAUCGACGCGAACAUGCUCGCCAGCCUCGACGUACUGAAAACUGUGUGGCUGAGCGAGAACCCCCUGCACUGCGACGGAUGCGCGUUCCAGCAGUUUCGCGAGUGGCUGCGGACGACGCAGGUGGAGGUGAGAGCGGUGGGCGUCCCCACAGGGGCGGCGACGUCGCUGCGCUGCGCCACACCCCCAGCCUUCCUGGGCAUGUCCGUGGAGGCGGUGGCGCUGGUCGGCGACCUGGACGAGUGCGCUGCCGACUACUCCGCCGAUUCGACGCGGCGCGAGCCGGUGCUAGCGGUCGGCCUCACGCUGGGGGCGGCGCUUCUGCUGUUGCUCUCGGCCGCCGUCGGCGUCUGCUACCGUUACCGCUUCGAGCUCGCCUACAGCGCUCACCUCCUGCGGCUGCGAGCCCGGGCCCGCAGCAGCCGUCGCAAGGGGCGCGGCGUUGCUGACGACGUCUUCCUGUUCGACGCUUUCAUCUUGUACAGCGGGAGCGAUCAGUCGUGGGUGGGGGGCACUCUGGUGCCCCUGCUCGAAGGCCAGCCGGACUACCGUGUCUGUCUGCAUGAGCGAGGACUCGACAGUGGCGCCGCCAACCACAACUUAUCUCACCUGAUGGACUGCAGCCGCCACGUCAUCAUCGUGCUGUCCAAGAGCUUCCUCAGCAGCAGGUGGUGCCUAUGGGAGAUGGCCUUGGCGAACCACCGCACGCUGGAUCCAUCGCAGCGUGAGUACGUCAUCCUGCUGGAGCUGGAGCCGCUGGAACGCUCGGCGCUGCCGCGGCAGCUGCGCUUCAUAAUGGACACCCGCACCUACCUGGAGUGGCACCAGCCGGGCGACCCGCAGUACGUGGAGCAGGCGUUCCACAGGCUGCAGCAGGCGCUCGGCCCACCUGUCUCUCCCAAUCGCAACUCUCGCUGAUGUCUACGUUCGACGAGAGACUGAAGUCUGAGUAAUGGCUCUCGCCAAUGGCCCUACGUUUUGCCGCCAGAUUUAGCUACAAUAAAAUUCCCCAGUCUGUACUGCUGCAUCGCUGUGUCAAACACGCCCACAUUUCAGCCACUACAGCAGUUUGCACAAGUAAUAAUGACGCUUCGCAGCACUGAUUAACUGUCGGUAAAUCUCACAACACACGCCAUGUAAUUUUAUGUCAUUUAUACACCGCAUAUGUAUGUAGUGGCGUUACAUCAGUGGUAAAAACCUCACUAUGAGGCAUAUCACCUCCAGCUGGGGUGAAAAAAGAUCCAUCUCGAUCAUAUACAGCUAGAUAAAUUUUCAUUCAACAGAAUACCUCUCCUUCCAAAUUCUAAUCCAUUGGCCCACUAAUCACGGUUUCUCGUGUCCAGACGUAUGGCAGACAGCCGCCAGUGCUGAGUUCUCACCAAUGGCGCGAUACGCAGAGACUGAAAAGUGUACAUUCGCCCUGGAGGUUGUGCUAUGGUUCAAUCGGCCUAAGUUGACCCGAGACAGUGGCAGUGGGCUGCACGUGGCGUUUUCACGGGCCCGCCUCAACCAAUAACGUAACGCGAUUAUGUGUACAUCUCUAUGGCAACGCCCCAGCGUUCUCAUAGCCCUUCAGAUGGCUACUGCAGUCGUUAGCGCUUUGAAGCUGAAAACUGGCAACAGUGCUGUGUACUACCAGGUAUCUUCUUACGCCGUCUCGACAUUGGGCAUGCUCCACAGCUGUUACGUCGUAGGCGUUCGGUUACACGUUUUGCAACUAGUGUUUGCACGAGUGCAGCAAAAGUAAGACGUUCCUUAGUGUGCUCCUUUUCUUUCUCUUGAUUCCCUUGCAUUGUCGCCUUGUUAAACCGCCCUAAUAUUCACUGAGCUCGAUCUGAACUUUAUAUUCUUAAAUCUAUCUGCCACUGCAUUUGUUCCUUCUUUAUGACACUUGCCAGCGAUACUUAAUCUCUAAUUGAACAAAACCAUGCUUGUAAUGGAAGUGUCAAUGGCACUCGUUCUCGCACGUGAUCAGUUCACGAAAUAAAUAAAUGUCUGUCUCCGUACAAGCGCAUCACUACGGCCUUCUCGUGUCCUCGGAGCUGCUGCAAAAUCUUCACUACAAAUCCAGCUUCGAAACUCCGUGGUGUUUUUGAAAAUAGGCAAAUGGUCUCUCUUUCGGUAAUUUCUAUCUUUUAAUAGAUCGUAACCAUUUAUGGGUAAUGACUUACAAGUGUCAAUCCUUAAGUACUUUUAAUGUUAUCUGUUCUGAUAAGACGCAGUGGUGUUGAAAUACGAUUCAUAACGUCGCAAGUAGAUUCACAAUCUCUCUAUAUAACGGAAUCGUAGGUCUUGUACCCAUUAGGCCCUUUCUACAAAAAGGCUCCGGAUUCCCAGGAAUACGAGUAAAACGCACUAUUGGUGCUGCUGUGUUUUUGAAGGUGGACUAGAGGUAUCUCUUUCGUGAAAUUUUACAUCUGACGCACGUAACCAUUUGUGGCAAAUGAGCCAAGGAGUGAAACGUAACACUGGCGCUUGUGCUACUUCUUAAGCACCAGAUCUAACUUUUAAGUCAUUAUUUUAUAACAUUUAAAAUAUGUGUCACGAUUUUAUAUAGCAUCCACUGAUGAGUCAGUCUCUCGACUGUUCAAAUGUGUUCCCUGAUUACGUUUUCAAUUCGCCUUCCCACUGAAUGAAAUGCAUCUAGCACAGAAUCAGAGGUGACCCUGAAAACAAUGGAGCAGAUGGGGCACCAUUAAAGGACGAAGAUUCUCAUCUGCUCCUGUUGUCUUAGCGCCUUACAACCCAGCAAAGAAACUGACGCAAAAAACUGCAAAACGAAAUGCUUCAACAGCAGGGGGGACAUGUAUCAUUUUAACAUGGGACGUGGAAUUCUAAGAAAAUGAGGAAGCAGAUCAAGCAUCAAGGAGACCUGCAGGGAAAACAAUAUGCCAUUCCCCUGCAGUCUGCCAUCUCGUUCUUACGUCAGAGAGUCCUACAAUAAUGGAAAGAGGAGUGGAUGGCAAAGGAGGGGGUGUGGACUGCAUUUGGUGAACCCAAAUGUCCGGCCAUGAUGUACCUCAUAUUGGUCUCUGAGACAGCAGGAAGUAACCUUCACCUGUCUUGAAAUUCGAUACUGUCCGCUAACACACGGCCUCGUACACUGACGAGAGGACCCUCCAGUAUGUGACGCUUGUGACUGCGAAUGUCAAUGUACGUCACAGUUUAAUUGCGUGCAUUUUAAACCUUGACAAGAUGGCAGAAGCAAAUGUAAAUACAGAUCUGUCGUCUAUUUUCGUUAACGACGACGUGAGUUUGAUAAAGCUAUUAAAAUGUUGUAUAUUUGAAGACUCUAACCUAAGAUUUCAUGUUGAGGAUUUUAAUGUGAUACAGAGUAGCGGCUCACCCAUUUUUAGUACAGCGAUCGGUCAGCUACACUUACCUGUGCAACCGGCAUGUUUUUGAUUCAUUCCAUGAAAAAUUUUUAUGGUCGGUUUUAGAAUUGACUGUGAACGUGAUUUUAAUAUUUCGGUGUGUGUGUGUGUGUGUGUGUGUGUGUGUGUGUGUGUGUGUGUGUGUGUGCGUGCGUGCACAUGCGCGCGCGUGCGCAGUAUUCAGAGUACAUUUAUAUUUGAACUCCCUGUGGAAAUCCUACUGAAUUCCCACCUUAAGUUACACAAGUCUCAUGAAAGAUUUUAGUUCAAGCGCUUAAGGUCUUGGAGUCGUCCGCCCCUACUAAUAAUUGUUAUCCUGCUACGCGAUGUUCUCUAAAUUUGAGAUUUAGAGAGCCCAAAAAGAUCUCUCAGUUUCUUUACACAAACAUUGUAUGGAUAUGUCGUUGUUGUAAUGAUUAAACUUUUUGUAUGAUCAGUAAA